AUGCACUGGUUGGCAGUAUUAGACAGCGCUGCAGAGCAGUUUGAUGGUGGUCAUCAGAGCUUUCCUCUAGCCAGCGAAGCUGAUUUCGUUCGCAACUACGCGUACAAGCCGCCGAAUGAGGACUACAAGAAGCUCUUCUUCUGCCAGGCGAGCAUCUCACGCUCGCAGCGCAACAGAGAUGCUACCCCACACAGCGCAGGGUGGCUGAUCCCCAACCCUGACGAUGCUAGCGUCUGCAAGCCCGUCUUCGUUGCCCACUCUGUCUUGUCAGCGAUCUGGCUGCUGCGAGAGACGCUCGCCGACGACGCUCUAUCCAACGAUGCCUGGCAUCAUCUUGUCUGCGCGGCUGAGUCGCUUGCGGAGGACAGGAUGGAAGAGCCGCCGUCUGCGCAGAAGCCUUUUGCUUCCCCUUCACAACAGGCCUCCGCUCCACCCCCGCAACAAAAGAAGCGGCCACCCCUACCUGCGCUGGCCCCUACACUAAAGCGCGCUCGAACAACCACCAACAAGACGCAUCUAGCCAGCCCUUAG
This is a messenger RNA of Didymella exigua CBS 183.55, 531 nucleotides long. RefSeq lists its product as uncharacterized. NCBI's taxonomy places the organism in Eukaryota, Fungi, Ascomycota, Dothideomycetes, Pleosporales, Didymellaceae. The record is from RefSeq and is a predicted model, not a curated record. The coding region runs from base 1 to 531 and encodes 176 amino acids. The transcript has a single exon.